UCUACCAAUAACUUUUCUCUAACUAUUUUAUCAUAGUUUUUUCAUCCUCUUUACCGCCAAAUCAAACGCUGUUCUUAAAAUUUUCUCUCAACAAACGCUGUAUGAAUUAUUUUCGGACUAACAAAGACACUUCUUUGUGCCGCUCCCGCUUGUUAGCAGACGCCCUCACCGCCAUCGUACAUAUAUACAAAUUGUAUUUAUACAGCCGCAUUUGAACCAAACAACGUGAAGCAACGUGUCAGAAAUGCAACAAACUUACUUUUCGAAGAAAGUAACACUUCUAGCUGAUCAACACUAAGCCAUCUCUGUACAUGUGGAGCUACGCAAGCAAGCAAUCAGGUAGAACAUUCCUUUAAACCGACUCUUACUAGGCCACUGGUUUACGAUGCCGAUACGCGGCCGCGGGUUCGUCGCUUGUUUUGUAACCUUGAGAUACUACUGACGGUACCAAAAACGUUAGUUACAAACGCUAACCGGGACAAAACAAAAAACAUAAACCGAGGCGAGGUACAACCUCGCAGUGGAAAGUCUAAACAUGGUUGGUGCGAUGAUAAAUUUCCGUGAAAACAACGGAUACAAACCAACCGUGCUGCUGGUUUGGGUACCGUACCUGCUCACUUAGUCUACAGACCUACAAGCGACCACAAUGCAGUUACAGCGACGAUUUUGUCUUUUACUUGUUGGGGCGGCCUGUCUAGUGUUGCUGGUGUCACUGCACGUGGAUGUGGUUCAAACGGCAUCGAUUUAUGCGCCGGAUUUCAACGACAGCAGUGCCCACUUCCUCGAUCAACAGCGAUCCUGUCGCGAUCUGUGCAGCUUCUGCCCAACGUGCAAUGGGUUCUACUGUGGGGAGGAGUGCAUCUGCGAGUGCAGUCAGGAUCCGACAGAGCACGCUAAGUGUAUCGACAAAAUCAAGGCCAACAGUGAACAGCUUGGCCUGGAGUACGAUCUGUUCAUCCAGCCGCCACAGAAACGAUCCACCCGUACCCGAUUCGGGCGGCGGGUUAAAACCACACCGGCCGAAACGAACGACAGUGCAAAGCUGUCCGGUUUUCACAAGAUUCUGUUCUCAAACUUCGCAACGGCUAAGAAGGUCACCGUGCCGGAACAGCCACAACAGGAGGCCAUCGGUAGUACGGUGAUGGAAGUGGCAUCGAGCGAUACGGCCGUCCAGGAGGAUCGGUUCAGCAAAGAUCCGCUGGAAAAGUCCGAAGUUGUGGAGCUUUUGUUCAACUGAUUUGGCUAGCGUAAUCGAAAUGAAAACCGAACUAGUGUUAUGAUUAAUUCUUACUAUUAAGGAAUAAAGUUUUACAUUGAAAAGAUCAAUUUGAUGUUCAAAA
Molecule: messenger RNA, 1340 nt
Organism: Anopheles merus
Lineage: Eukaryota; Metazoa; Arthropoda; Insecta; Diptera; Culicidae
Exons: 3
Coding region: 647-1237 (196 amino acids)
Source: RefSeq, a predicted model, not a curated record